CAUCCAGGACGGUAAGGGAGCGAGGAUGGGACGGCGCCCGCAGCUCCGGCUCGUCAAGGCCCUUCUCCUCUUGGGGCUGAACCCUGUCUCCACCUCCCUCCAGGACCAGAACUGCGAGAGCCUGUCCCUGGCCAACAACAUCUCUGGCCUGCAGUGCAACGCCUCCGUGGACCUCAUUGGUACCUGCUGGCCCCGGAGCCCUGCAGGGCAGUUGGUGGUGCGGCCCUGCCCUGCCUUUUUCUACGGUGUCCGCUACAAUACCACAAACAGUGGCUACCGGGAGUGCCUGGCCAAUGGCAGCUGGGCCGCACGUGUGAAUUACUCUGAGUGCCAGGAGAUCCUCAGUGAGGAGAAGAAGAGCAAAGUGCACUACCACGUCGCCGUCAUCAUCAACUACCUGGGCCACUGCAUCUCCCUGGUGGCCCUCCUGGUGGCCUUUGUCCUCUUUCUGCGACUCAGGAGUAUCCGGUGCCUGAGAAACAUCAUCCACUGGAAUCUCAUCUCGGCCUUCAUCCUGCGCAACGCCACGUGGUUCGUGGUCCAGCUCACCAUGAGCCCCGAGGUCCACCAGAGCAACGUGGGCUGGUGCAGGUUGGUGACAGCUGCGUACAACUAUUUCCACGUGACCAACUUCUUCUGGAUGUUUGGCGAGGGCUGCUACCUGCACACGGCCAUCGUGCUCACCUACUCCACCGACCGGCUGCGCAAGUGGAUGUUCAUCUGCAUUGGCUGGGGUGUGCCUUUCCCCAUCAUUGUGGCCUGGGCCAUUGGAAAGCUGUACUAUGACAAUGAGAAGUGCUGGUUUGGCAAAAAGCCUGGGGUGUACACCGACUACAUCUACCAGGGCCCCAUGAUCUUGGUCCUGUUGAUCAACUUCAUCUUCCUUUUCAACAUCGUCCGCAUCCUCAUGACCAAACUCCGGGCAUCCACCACAUCCGAGACCAUUCAGUACAGGAAGGCUGUGAAGGCCACUCUGGUGCUGCUGCCCCUCCUGGGGAUCACCUACAUGCUCUUCUUUGUCAAUCCCGGGGAGGACGAGGUCUCUCGGGUCGUCUUCAUCUACUUCAACUCCUUCCUGGAAUCCUUCCAGGGCUUCUUCGUGUCCGUGUUCUACUGUUUCCUCAACAGCGAGGUCCGCUCUGCCAUCCGGAAGAGGUGGCACCGGUGGCAGGACAAGCACUCCAUCCGUGCCCGUGUGGCCCGCGCCAUGUCCAUCCCUACCUCCCCKACCCGCGUCAGCUUCCACAGCAUCAAGCAGUCCACGGCUGUCUGA
Messenger RNA from Urocitellus parryii (Arctic ground squirrel), 1273 nucleotides. The record is from RefSeq and is a predicted model, not a curated record. Lineage: Eukaryota; Metazoa; Chordata; Mammalia; Rodentia; Sciuridae.